Molecule: messenger RNA, 1813 nt
Organism: Dermacentor albipictus
Lineage: Eukaryota; Metazoa; Arthropoda; Arachnida; Ixodida; Ixodidae
Source: RefSeq, a predicted model, not a curated record
AGACGGAAGACGAGGAAGAAGAAGACUUUGAGGGGCGCAGCCGUAUUCGUUUUUCUGAGGUCCAGAUCAAGAUCUCAAAGAUAAAAUUUUUUUCCCCUGGGCACAGACUUACGCCUUGCCCGUGGGUCUGACCACGAUGUCGCGACCCCCUCGAAUGCCGUUUUACGGGCCGCCACCUCCGUCUACGGGGUUCUACAGGGGAGGCCCUCAGUUCCCGACUCCAAGACGACGGCCUGCGAUGCUGAGCAGUGCCCCAUACGCUCUCGCCACUCCCGACGGGCGGAACGCUCCUCAACGCGGAGGUCCCUCUAUCUUCCUGCCCAACCUGCCACCUUUCCUACCACUGGGAUCGAGGCCAUACCCCACGGGCGCCAUCAUUCGCGUUCCCGGCAUGCCGCCCAUGGUCGCUGGGGAACCUAUUCCUCUGGAACCAGGCGAACCCCUGCCUCCCUAUAUGCGACCGCCGAUGAACCCGGCCACCGCGGCUCAACAAGCGGUAUCUGAGCAACAGCAACCUGCUCUCAUCAUACUGCCCACUUCGGGUGGCUCUUCGGCGCCCACAGUUGUACCCAUACCGAUACCGAUGCCCAUGCCGAUGCCGAUACCGUCGCCGGCACCCGCUGGCAGCUCAUCUCGGGGUCCGAUCGUCAUCGCUCCCCAGGGACCCUCGUACCCACCGCCCCCUCCUCCACUUCCCCCUCCGCCUCAGCCUCCGCCUCCCCCACAACAGCAGCUGCCGGCCAGUGUCCCUGAAGUUAUGGCAAUCAUGGCGAUGAUGCGCCAGUUCAGCACAAUGGACGGCGCGUACGACGAUGACGACUCGAGUGAAGAAGACAGGGAGUCGGCCAAGCGGCGGAAGGACAAGAAAAAGGAGAAGAAGGAAAAGAAGAAGAGGAAGAAAGCACGCGCCAAGGAGCGGGCUCGACGCGAGAAAGCUCGCAACCAGGAGCUGCAGAAGAAACAGGGAGAGGCGGCUAAGCAGAAGCGUACGCAGCAGCAAAAGUCCCGGCGCAAGACUAUAGCGGAAGCCGGCUUCAACCAAGAUUUCACUUAGACCGGGACACUUGGAAGUACAAACAUCCGGCGCUCCUUUGAACUGUGGCUUUGCUAAUCUACCGGGCUAAGUAUAUAACGUGCAAAUGAGCCACGCAUUUUAAAUGUAAAAAAAAAGACGGGGGGGGGGGCGAAAUCCACGUUUUAAAACCUUUGUUUUUCAAAUCAGAUGUGCCAAUGUUGACGACGACAACUUAUUCGCCUGUUAAUGCAGCCAUGCGUAGUGUGUCCAGCGGACACACUACGUAUUUGAAAAGAGAUCCUUAUUUGAUUCAGGCACAUAAAAAAAAGGCUUUACUUUUAUUAGCAACACGCAAUAUUGAUUUUACUAUAUUAUUUAAAAAAAGCAGUAAUUCGAUGCAGAACCGAAGCUCCUUGUAUAUUUCAAGUUGAGAUGGAGAGAAAUACUACAAAAAUUUUGUUUUCUUUAUACGCUUUUAACAAGGCACUCUCAAAGACUAGCGGACAUGGUGGCGAAUUUUUGGUCUGAUAUUAAAAUUUUUGAUGGAGAACACAGCAGUUUGCAACUUAACUAUAGUGACUGCUUUGUCUGCCUUUCUUUCAGUCAAGCCACGCGUUUCUUUAUGCAAUGAUGUCACUAUUGCAUAAUGUGUGGCGGUUCUUGCAGGUGAUUGCAGAAUAUUUUCGCAAACUCUAGGCCUUUGGAGAAGUCGGUGACGUAUCUGCUGUUUCAGCCAAUCAGCUCAGAGUCUGAGAAAUUACCGAGUUCUACAGAUCAAUAAAUUCACUUUCGAUUUUA